Malus domestica (apple) is the source of this 2160-nucleotide messenger RNA. RefSeq names its product long chain base biosynthesis protein 1-like. Gene Ontology annotation, biological process: sphingosine biosynthetic process; ceramide biosynthetic process. The record is from RefSeq and is a predicted model, not a curated record. Gene Ontology annotation, molecular function: pyridoxal phosphate binding; serine C-palmitoyltransferase activity. Gene Ontology annotation, cellular component: endoplasmic reticulum. NCBI's taxonomy places the organism in Eukaryota, Viridiplantae, Streptophyta, Magnoliopsida, Rosales, Rosaceae.
AUAAAAAACACAAGAAAAAGAAAAGGAAAAAUCGUCUGGCGGACGAAUAAUCAAAUCGGUUGACUCCGUCCCACUCUUUUUCAUCUGAAUCUGAGAGAGAAGCGAGGGAGAGGAAGAAGAACCACAUCUGAAUCCUCCUCUUCCGUUGCUCCGUCGCCCCAACCGUCACCACCUCCGCCGUCUCACCCGCUCUCAAUCAUCAUCAGGGAACUGGGUCUCUAUGAUGGAAGUACAUGAGUUUCUAGACAAGUGAUUUUUGAGGCCUGUUUGCGAAUUGAAUCGGGAUAUCGAGUAAAAUGUCAUCAAGUGUUAUGGACAUAGUGAAUGCUACUGUAGAUUGGGUGACGGCUACUUUAGAUGCUCCCUCUUCUCGAGCUGUUAUUUUUGGAUUUCCUAUUGGCGGACAUUUAUUUGUAGAAGUAUUGCUUUUCUUAGUCAUUGUUUAUCUAUUUUCCCAGAACAGUUACAGACCGCCUAGGCGGCCUUUAACAGAGCAGGAAAAGGACGAGCUAUGUGAGGAAUGGGUUCCUGACCCUCUUAUUCCUUCUAUCACUGAUGAGAUGCUGUAUGAACCCCCCGUGUUGGAAAGUGCUGCAGGGCCACAUACAAUAAUUAAUGGUAAAGAAGUCGUGAACUUUGCUUCAGCAAAUUAUCUGGGAUUGAUAGGACAUGAGAAGUUACUUGAGUCAUGUAACUCUGCAUUGGAAAAAUAUGGUGUUGGCUCAUGUGGUCCUCGUGGGUUUUAUGGAACAAUUGAUGUCCACCUUGACUGUGAGGCGAGAAUUGCAAACUUUUUGGGAACUCCCGACUCAAUUCUGUAUUCUUAUGGACUGUCGACCAUGUUCAGUGCAAUUCCAGCAUUUGCCAAGAAAGGAGAUAUUAUUGUUGUAGAUGAGGGUGUCCAUUGGGGAAUACAAAAUGGUCUUCAUCUUUCUAGAAGCACAAUCAAGUAUUUCAAGCACAACGACAUGGAAGAUUUAAGGAAAAUUCUGGAGGAACUCACUUCAAAUAAGAAAAGUGGGCGAGUUAAGAAAUUGCGGCGCUACAUUGUAGUUGAAGCUGUAUACCAGAAUUCUGGCCAAAUAGCCCCCUUAGACAAGAUAGUUGAAUUGAAGGAGAAAUAUAAGUUUCGUGUGUUAUUGGAUGAGAGUAACUCAUUUGGCGUGCUUGGAAAAUCUGGAAGAGGUCUAACUGAAUACUGCGGGAUUCCGGUUGAAAAAAUAGAUAUUAUUACUGCUGCAAUGGGACACGCAUUAGCCACAGAAGGAGGAUUCUGCACUGGAAGUGCUAGAGUCACCGAUCACCAACGAUUGAGUAGCUCUGGGUACGUCUUUUCUGCUUCUUUGCCCCCAUAUCUUGCAAGUGCUGCCAUUACUGCCAUUGAUAUCCUCGAGGAAAACCCUGGUCUGAUAACAAAGCUGAAGAAAAAUAUUGCCAUAUUAUGGAAAGGAUUGUCAGGUAUACAGGGCCUCUCAUUCGCUAGCAGUCCAGAAUCCCCGAUUGUCUUCCUCAGACUAGAGAAAGCAGAUUCUGUGAAGAGUGAACUGCAACUCAAACUCCUUCAAGAUAUUGCCAACCGUUUGUUGAAGGAGCAUUCCAUCUUUGUGGUCGCCUCCAAAAAGUCAACACUUGAUAAAAGUCGUCUUCCAUUAGGAAUUAGAUUGUUCGUCUCCUCAGGCCAUACGGAAUCUGAUCUGCUCAAGGCAGCUGCAUCACUGAAAGGUGUUGCAGAAUUGGUGCUGAAGGAUCAUAUUUGACUGGUGGACCGCAGAAUUCUCUUGCUCUCGCAAGCACGCAGAAAUGACCAGGAUGCAGGAGCACCUCCAGCAUCUUUACGAAGCCCUUGGACGGUUGAUCAGUUUUGUGAUGCAGAUUAACAAAGAAAGGCCUCUGUGUGCUGAUAAUUUGUGCGAUGGAGAUAUGAUUAGAUUAUAAUUGCGUUCUUUUUGCCGCGUUUUGACAUGUGAACGACAUUAACGUGAAGUUUAGUGUAGAACACGAUUGUAUCUUUUUGAUAUGUUGGCAAUGCUGUGGAAAAUUUCAUGUUACAAUUGUACAUUGGUUGCUCCUGAUGCCUUAUGAUUUUUCUCUUUUAGUUGGAAAUGACUCGAGAUGAAAUAUGAUGUGUUACUUGCAUGUAUAAAAUUUCUAUUUAAACAA